AUGGCACUUCUUCUGUUGCAGGUUGCAGGAUCAAUUUUAGUGUCAUGAAAAUAUCCUGAGCCGUAUAUGGAUGAAAUUUUUCACAUAAAGCAAUUAGGCACAUAUUUAAACUGAGAUUUCGCAACUUGGGAUGAUAAAAUUACAACCCUGCCAGGUCUUUAUAUUGCUUCAUGGAUAAUACUCCAAGUUUUUCCAAUCCAUAAAUUCCUUGGCUUAGUUUUUGCAUCAAGACUGAUAAAUGCCUUAUUUGGAAGCUUGUGCUGGUAUUUAUUAAGAUCUUUAAAAGACCCAAAAACAUCAGAAAUCAUUAUGCUUUACCCACCUUUAUUCUUAUCAGGAUGCUUAUAUUACACUGACAAUGCUGCUUUAUUAUCAAUUCUCCUCUCUUAUUUAUUCUUAAAAAAUAAGAAAAAUAAACUAUCAGCACUUAUUGGGCUUUUUUCAAUAAUUUGCAGACAGACGAAUAUUAUAUGAAUUGGGUAUUUUGUACUAAUUGAGAUUUCUGCUGGAUUAGGACCUUCAUUAUAUCAAAAUAUUAAAACAAUUUGGAAGCAAAAAUAUGCAAUAAUUCAAACUUAUUUUCCUUUUAUUAUAUUGCUGAUUUUAUUUAUUGCUUUUCUUAUUGUAAAUAAAGGAAUAGCUGUAGGAGAUAGGGAAAAUCAUAUCCCUGUUUUCCAUUUUACACAAAUAUGCUAUUUAGCUUUAAUAAUGGCUUUAUACACAGAUUAUGACCAAAAUUUGUGAAUAAAAGCAUUAAAGCAAUUAAAAAAUGUGUUUUUAUUUUUAUGGCUGGUUUUAAUAAGCCUUGGUGUUACAUAUUUUACAUAUGAGCAUCCUUUUAUUAUUGCAGAUAACACUCAUUAUACUUUUUAUAUUUGGAAAAAUAUUUUGAAGCCUUAUCUUUAUAUAUUUCCGAUUUUGUUUGAGAUUUCGUUUAUUUAUUUGUUUUUUAGAGCUGAAAACUCGCUGCGCUAUUUUAUUUGAAUUUUUUGCAGUUGCGUAGUUUUAAUCCCUGCUCCGCUUCUGGAAUUAAGAUACUUUAUUAUUCCAAUCGUUACAUUUUUGAUGCAAACAAAAACGAAAUUCUCAAAAAUUAGAAUUCUGGCACUUUAUGCCAUAAAUAUCGUCACGCUUGGCAUUUUUGUAUUUAAACCUUAUAAGAAUAUUGGAUUUCUAUGGUAG
Messenger RNA from Blepharisma stoltei, 1182 nucleotides. The record is from the annotation of a GenBank genome assembly. Lineage: Eukaryota; Ciliophora; Heterotrichea; Heterotrichida; Blepharismidae.